UGGGUCCUCCUUUCCAAGAUGAAGAAAAAAAGAAGGAACAACAGUGGUGCCAAAAAGGGCCGGGGUCAUGUGCAGCCUCUUCGCUGCACGAAGUGCGCCCAGUGCAUACCCAAGAAUAAGGCCAUUAAGAAGUUUGUCAUUCAGAACAUAGUGGAGGCCACCGCCCUCAGGGACAUUUCCGCAGCGAGUGUCUUCGAUGGUUAUGUGCUUCCCAAGCUGUAUGUGAAGCUGCAUUACUGUGUAAAUUGUGCCAUUCACAGCAAAGUGGUCAGAAAUCGAUCUCGUGAAGCCCUCAAGGACCGAUCUCCUCCACCCCAAUUUAGACCUGCUGUUGCUGCCCCUCGGCCUCCACCAAAGCCCAUGGAAGGGGAACUGGGUGUGAUGAGCCUGGAAGAAAAGAAGAACCAGCCAGUGGAGGAGAAGUACAUGUAUGGGUGA
Molecule: messenger RNA, 438 nt
Organism: Octodon degus (degu)
Lineage: Eukaryota; Metazoa; Chordata; Mammalia; Rodentia; Octodontidae
Product: 40S ribosomal protein S26-like
Exons: 2
Coding region: 19-438 (139 amino acids)
Biological process (GO): translation
Cellular component (GO): cytosolic small ribosomal subunit; ribosome
Molecular function (GO): structural constituent of ribosome; mRNA binding
Source: RefSeq, a predicted model, not a curated record